Messenger RNA from Anopheles moucheti, 5499 nucleotides. RefSeq names its product sarcolemmal membrane-associated protein (gene Slmap). The coding region runs from base 134 to 3355 and encodes 1073 amino acids. The record is from RefSeq and is a predicted model, not a curated record. The transcript has 10 exons. Lineage: Eukaryota; Metazoa; Arthropoda; Insecta; Diptera; Culicidae. Gene Ontology annotation, molecular function: protein binding.
CAACAGCAAUAACCGUCCACAGGAUUUCUGGCGUGUUAGAGUUUGGGGCCGAUUCGUCAAACAAAGCGUUUCGAUUAUUCCCAUCUCCCACCGAGAUCAGCAUAACGGCUCUGCGCAGUGAUCAGUUCAGGUCAUGGUUUUUAUAAAUAACAGAGAUGAGUAUUUACCAUUCCUGAAAGCGCCAGGAGUAAGAAUGCAAACUCCUUUGGUUAACAACGUGACGACGACCACAACGACACUAAACCGAGACGUUGCAGCACAGGUGCAACAGCAACAACAGCAGCAGCAGCAGCCCAGCAACUUCAACAACAACAACGCCGCCAACAAUAACAACAACAACAACACAAACACUCUCAUCAACAACAACAGCAUCAGCGUGAGCGGUCCGUGCGGGACAUUGAGUGUUAGCAACAAUAUAAACAAUAACAACAGCAUUAACAACAAUGGCCAGCCACAGGUUGCCCGGGCACUGCUCAUAUGUCGACCAAACUCGCAUCCUUUCAAUAAUCGAACACUUUACCUUGAGCCGGGAGCCCAAGCUAAGGUAGGACGGUCAGUUGCGAGGAUUCGGGUUUCGGAAAACAAUGCUAUCUUCGACUGUAAGGUGUUGUCCCGGAAUCAUGCCGUGCUGUGGUACAAAGAUGGCCGUUUCUUCAUCAAGGAUACGGGCAGCAGCAAUGGCACGUUUAUCAACAAUUUUCGGCUUAGCCAAACGUGCUCCGAAUCGGAACCGUACGAGAUCAGCUCGGGUGACAUCGUGCAGUUUGGCGUGGACGUUAUGGAGAAUACGCGGCGCGAAACGCACGGUUGCAUUACGGCUACGCUCAAGCUCUUCCUACCGGACGGACGGGAAACAAAGGCAAGCCAGAAGGUGGGGAUCGGGGGUCAAAGCGCCAUCAUACCGCCGGUCGAUCUGUACAGAUUAAAUCAGUACAUCCAGGAGGCAAACCAACGUGAACAGAUACUCGAAACAAAGUUGAUCAGUCUCCAGAAGAUGGUCGAAUCGACGAAACAAAAUUCCUUCCUCGGCUGGCAGGCGUUGAUCGACGAGGAUCGAUUACUGAGCCGAAUCGAUAUGCUGGAAAAGAAGCUACAGUACUGCCAGAAGAACAUCACCGAGGAUAAGUUGCGUGAGGAACUUUUGAAACUGGUGGAUGAAAAGGAGGAGUACCAGAAUGCGGCCAAAGAGGCUAUGUACAAACUGCACCAGGAGCGGCACGAAGCGGUGCACAAGCAGAUUUCGCUCGAGAAAGCGCUCUGUACCAGUGAGGACGAGUGUUCGUUGUUGCGGGAGCAGCUCAACAAAACGAAGCAACAAGUGCAGGAAAUGACCAUAUGCAUGGAUACACUGAAGAGUCAGUACGAUGAGAAGGUAGCUUCCAGUGAGGAGCAACUCAAAGCGAAGGAGUCCGAAAUUACCAGCCUCACGCACAAACUAGACCAUUUUGUUGAUGUUUAUGCGAUUGGUUCGUCAGACGACGAACAGCAGCAACAACAACAGCAUCAACAGAUACACAGCUCAGCCAUGUCGAACUGGCUAAAGAAUUCAGAUAUUAAAAAACUGGAAGGAUCUGAGGACAUAAUUAAGGCCAUUUGUAAUGAUACUGAAAAUGAGAUUACCAAUAGUGAAUACACGGAAGGGCUGACGAAGCUUCAACGGCGCAUCAAUACGUUUGAGAAAAAUUUCACCCUGUUGUUCGGAGCAGAUCUGAAGUCGGAAAAUGAAACGGAUGAUCUGGAUAACGAUGCAACGGAACCAAUUGUGUUGACGGGUACGACAACUGUAGCAGCGAUACCCGCGGGUGGGCCCAAAACGGACGACCUCGUUGGUGAUGCAAGUGAUGCGCAAGGAGACGAAAAUGGACCACCAACGUUACAGGUUGAGUGCGAUGGCAAUCAGAACGAUGUAAACAGUACCACGACGGACACGAACCGCAGCGGCGGCGGAGAUGGUAGCGACGAUGCUGCAACGCAGAUGGGUCAGGUGGUAAAAACGCGCGUAGGGGGUGUUGAUCAGGAGCUGCAGGAGCCAGAAGGUGGCAGCGCUACCAUGGCUUCGGCGGCAGCUCCACCGUACGGCCAAGGAGGCGAUCAGAUAAAUCAGAACGUGCUGAAGCGUAAUAUUCGAUCGAUCAAGAACGACUGUUCGACACUGUUGCGACAAGUGGAACGUACGAUAGCGCAGAAGCAAUCGGAACAAAUUAUCCAGAAAGCCAAAUUUGAGGAGCUGGAGACGGAGCUGCUGGCAUUUAAGGCGGAACUCGAAAGCCGACCCAAGCAGGAUGAACUGGAUCAGAAGCAACAGCUUUGUGAUAGCCUCACCGAAAGUCUUUCAACGCUACGAAACGAGAUAGACGAGCUGCGCACGCUGAACGAUCACUGUCAGUUAGAGAUGGAGCGCAUGGAGGUUGAGCUGCUCAAGCAGAAAAACAUCGAAAACGAAAAAAUCAGUGCAAUGGCUGCAGCAGCCGCCGCCGUAGCGAACGCGUCCGCCGAAAACGUUUCGAUUGUGGUAAAGGAAGAGCAGGAAUUAAUGCAGACGAGCGAAACGGAAAAAGAGAAGCGGACGGAAAAAUCAUCGUCUUCACCGGAAACAGAAACGACGGCAAAGGAAGAAGGGGAAAACCAGCCACAAGAGCUAAUGAUGAUGCCUACGACCUUGCUGGUUGUGACGGAAAAUGCGCCAGUGGCGGAAAUGCCCUCACCGGUUCUGAUACCCACGGUACCGAUGGUGGACGUAGAAACGCAAACCGAUGCACUUCCAGAUGUGCCUGCAGUACCGAGUAUGCCAGUACCAGUUCUACCUCUAGCAGUAGCAACAUCCGGCAGCGAUCCAAUGGUGUCCGAUGCGAGCGACGGUGGUGAUGUAUCCAUCUGCUCCAAUUUGGACGAUUUGGAGGAGGAUGAUGACGAUGAGAAGACGGAAACCAUCGAUUUGGCCACCGUGUACAUGGCACCUGCGUUGGAUGUGUUCAGGAAUCCAUCCGCACCAAGCGAUGCUACCGUGGACGACAAACCGUGUGAGAGUAGUAGCAGUAAUGGGGGAAGUUCACACCUAAUGUCGUGCGCUGCCGUGGACGAUGCGACCGGUAAUGGGGCGGUCCUGUCCGGGACGACCGCAAUCGAUUACGAGCUGGCCAUGAUUAAUCAUCCGGAUGUGCAACGUGAGGAGGAACUGGUUGCCUUCAAGGAAAAGUACUCCCAUCUGAGUGAGGAGAACGUUCGGCUAAAUCAGCAAUUGAAGCAGUUGACCAGCGAUAUGAGCCAAUCGCGGCAGUGGUUCGCACUCCAGAUAGCCGCCUGCAUUGUGCCGGUCAUGGCCAUCUUCUGCUACAUGCUGACAGGUCGCUCGUAAUGGAUGGAACUCGGUUGGGACCUCUUUCCCAUAGACUAGAAAGGGCAUUAGCUCGAAAAGCGCUCAGCUUAGGACCUUGCCACAGGCAGCAGAGUAGAGUGCGCUGUAGGGAAACGGAAGUGCAAGAAGGAAGCAGGUUGGAACUGUUGUUUACUAAUGUUCAAUUUUUUUACUAUGUUUUGUUGUUGUGCGACCAGUCUGAUAGACGAAGCAAAAAAGGGACAAAAAAUUAUCUCGUUAUCUGUACCUAGCUACAAGAAAGGAAAGGCUUAAUUGUUUAAUUUCACUUCUGUUGAUUAUGGAUAUUAUUUAUUAUUACUCGCAAAUCGUCCACCAGCCGUGUGCUUUGAGUGUCUGCUGCCGGCAAAAGAAUGCGAGGCGAAGUACGCUCCGCUGUGAAUAUCUGAUCUAAAAGGGUGGAGAAGAAGGGCUCCCCGCAAAGCGUGAAGCUUUAUCGAACUGUUUGGUGGAAUCCGGUGUUGCUAAUCAUCUGUUCCUUCGAGGCGAAAACAAACAAAACAAUCUCACAAAUUACAACAUUCACUUCACCCACACAUGUUCUCUGUACAUUCAUAUAAUCAACAGUACUGUAUUUAUUAACCAUUAAUCCGAUGCUAAUUUUAUCGACAAUGCCUAAACAAAUACUGAAGAACGCAGACUGGCGUCUAGUUUAAAGCCAAGCGAAUCAAUAAUUAUAAACAUAAGGUUAAUGCACCAGAAAGAGACACCUUCUUGGUGCGAAUGGAAUAUCAGUAGCAUUAUGCGAUGGUUAAAGAUGCGCGCGCUGUACGAGCAAGCGAGUGAUCGUUAGGAGUCCGAAUUGGAUGGUACCAGUUAUGAUGAGCAAUAGGGGUGCGGUGGUGGAGACGGACGGGGUGUGUCAGGAUGCCUGUAUGAUUGCAUAAUAGAUGUACGCGUUUGCUUGAGUGAUCCCGAACGAAGAUGUGUAACUUGAAGACAGCUAAUGUGACGGUGUGACGAAUAGAUGGUUGAGUGCGUGUUGAGCACUCUGCUGCAGCAGUAGGGCUUCAUUUUUCCUUGUUCCCCGUUGGAUGCAAAGUCCUCAAGGCCAAAUUUUUCUCACCUUCCGCGUGUUAGUCUGUAGACAGUGCAUCAAUCUAGUGUAGUGGCAGGAAUCAUGUUGAAUCCAUUAGUGUGUUGGCGUCGUUGAGAGACGAUUGGUGGAGGCUAGUUGAUCGAAACACUUCAUCAGAUCGGAACAUCUAUUUGUCUUCUACUAACGCACCAUCGAUCGGAAUAGGCUAGCUUUUAUAAGAAUCUAUAUUGACCCUAACAGUACGUUUAAUGCUACCACUACUAAUAUUACUACUGCAAGAACAGAUGAACCCGGGGUACGCUGGCAUUUUGCAUUGAGCACUGCACUCUACGCAUCUCGUCGCAGUGCGGAGUAGGUACGGACAACUGAAGUCGAAAUGCGGACAUUGUUUGCUAUGGCCAUUGGGAAUGCAAAGUACAAAACAAAAACAAAAUGCAGAAAGAAUGUAAUGAGCAUAGCAUCGUGUGGAAAGCUAUCAGCAGCAGCAGUUGGAAUGUAACACGCUUGACAUGAAAUGGACGGAAUCUAUUUCUCUGUCCAGAUCGGUAGUAUCGAAAAGAGCAAUGGCAGUGGACUGUUGAAAUGCAAUAAAUUAAUAGCCGCCGCAGGUUUCACCCAAAAGCACGAUCAGCCGCUCGACGAACGUUGGUGAUGAUGAUGCGAGAAAUGGAAAGCAAGCUCUAGUGGGGGAGGGAAGAAAAACAGUGAUCGGUCACCUUUGGCAUGGGUGAAUAAAAGAAGUAAAGAAAGUGAACUAGAAGGAAUAGUGGAAAUAGGAAAUAUUAAUACAUGCAGAGGGCAGACCACAUUACGCAGACGAGAUUUCGAAUUUGAUACGGCACUCGGAAACGGCUCUCUUUCUCUGCUAAAACACAUGGAGACGAGAGCCAUCAUAUUGGCAUUUGGAACGCUUGACUUUAAUAUGUAUUAUAUUGGAACCGCAAACACAAGGAGGUGCAAAUGCAGCCUCAAAACUGUCGAAACUCGAAGACACAAGGGCAGUGAACGGGGAGAUGUAAUGAAGGGGAAGUAAAAGAAUGGCGACGAAUAAGUACGUAAAUAAUAAAGAUGAAAAAAAAGCGAUAUA